Molecule: messenger RNA, 1203 nt
Organism: Aspergillus japonicus CBS 114.51
Lineage: Eukaryota; Fungi; Ascomycota; Eurotiomycetes; Eurotiales; Aspergillaceae
Exons: 1
Biological process (GO): positive regulation of transcription by RNA polymerase II
Cellular component (GO): nucleus
Molecular function (GO): DNA-binding transcription factor activity; transcription cis-regulatory region binding
Source: RefSeq, a predicted model, not a curated record
UUGCGGAUUGCCGAGCCCCCGGAAUCGGAGAUUGAUUUUCAACUUGAGAGUCCGGCUGAGACCCUCCUGUCGCACUUGCUAGCCCAUUUUGACCAGCAUGUCGCGACAAGGCUCGCAUGGGUGGAUGGGCCCGACAACCCCUGGCGAAACAUCGUCAUGCAAUUGACGCAUUCGUCUCCUGUGGUCCUCUACUCGAUUCUCGCCAUGGCUUCGGAAGACCUGAUUCUUCGAUACGAAACCGGGCACCGGCUGCGCCGACUGCAGGCUGCUUCACUUGACUAUAAAAGCAAGACCCUGUCGCUUCUCGGACAGCAGCUGGACAUGCUGCCCCGGAACGCCUUGGCGUUACCAGGGCAUACCCACCAAGUACGAUGUAUUCUCGCUGCAAUUCUGCUUCUGUACAACGUGGAGCUGCUUACGGCCGAGGAUGCGCGCUGGCGAGUACAUAUCCACGGGGCACGCGCAGUCAUCCAAUGGAUGUCACAGGCCAUCGCUCGUCGCAAUGUGGAUGACCAAGCGGAUGUCUUUCUGCUCUACGAGUAUUACUAUUCCUCAGUGUUCAUGAGUCUGACGACUUUCGACCCUUCGGAGGACAUCACGAAAACGAUUCAAACCCACGAUACGUUAACCGUAUUCAGCGACUUUGUUCAAGUCAUGCAGACGGUCACUCGUGCGGAGCGGGAGAAGCACGCUGGGAAUCUCAACGCUAUGAUGCCCGCCCUGGAUGGUAUUAGGAAGGAGAUUGAUGCGGCGAGAUCGAGGACUUUGCUGCUCAGUCACCGUAUCCAAUUCAGGUCGGCUGAAGCACAGCGAGAUUUCGACCAUCUUUCCUCCAUGUACUACCAUGCGUGCUUGAUAUAUAGUUAUCGGGCCCUAGGGGAUGGUCCCGUCGGAGAACCGUUCAUUGUCAUCUCGCGAGACGCAGUACUGGACCAUGUCUCUUGCCUGACGGACAGCACGUCGUUUGCUCAAGAUCUGGUCUGGCCACUUUUCAUCGCGGGCACGGAGUGCAGAGGAUACCCCGCCAAACAGGCGACGGUGGAACGUGCAAUGUUGAUCGUGAUGCGGAUCAGUGGUCGGCUGGACCGGGAUCGCGUGCUUGCCUUUCUGAAGGCUUACUGGGAAGCAGAGUUAAGCCCCAAUGUAACCUGGAUCCAAUUCGCCCGGUCCAGAGCGGCGGAUUGUAGCUUUCUGAUCAUCUGA